Messenger RNA from Drosophila miranda, 2223 nucleotides. Its product is annotated as zinc finger protein 595. The transcript is spliced from 2 exons. Gene Ontology annotation, cellular component: nucleus. Bases 103 to 1452 code for a protein of 449 amino acids. Lineage: Eukaryota; Metazoa; Arthropoda; Insecta; Diptera; Drosophilidae. The record is from RefSeq and is a predicted model, not a curated record. Gene Ontology annotation, molecular function: DNA-binding transcription factor activity; RNA polymerase II cis-regulatory region sequence-specific DNA binding; zinc ion binding. Gene Ontology annotation, biological process: regulation of transcription by RNA polymerase II.
AUUGCAGUGUUGUGAAGGAUAAAACAUAUACAAACAAGAUUACAAAUUAGAGAAAUUAUUGAAGUCAGAGUUUCUUGAUGUUUAUAAGGAAAACCCCUCGAGAUGGACGAUCAGGUCAAGUGCCGCAUCUGUUCCUGCCGCAUUGAGUGCAAGGAGGAGGCAUACAACUUGCUGCAACUGCCCGAAGUGGCCGCAAUGUUCACCGCCUGCACAGAUUUGGUAGUGGACCCCCAGGAGGAGGACUUCUUGCCAAGCGAGCUGUGCAGCGGCUGCUACGAGGAGCUGGAGAAGUACCACUCGUUCCGUAAACUCUGCAUAGAGGCCGACAAUAAAUGGCGCUUGCUGAAGGAAAACACACUGGUGGAAUUGGAGUUUAAACUUAUGGAAUCAGAGGACGGGUUCGACGAUGUGGACGACAUGCCGCUCAGCACAUUGGAAACGAAAAGCCCUGGGCCCCCCCUUGAAGCCACCGAGGUGGUGCUGGUCGAUGGCAAAUUCCAAGAGAAAAAACCAUGCCAAAGAAUAAAAAGAGGAAAUAAGGAAAAGGUAGAGAAAAAGGCAGGGAAACGGACGAAGACAAAUCCAAAAGAGGUUCCGCCAACGGAAGAGCCGGGUGCGAGCUACAAGUGCGACGCCUGCUCGAAAGAGUUUGUCGAUGAUAGUCGCCUGCAGGCGCAUAUGCGAGAGCACGAUGGCCACCUGCUCUUUCCCUGCACAGAGCCUGGGUGUGACAAGAGCUUCAGUCGGCUGCAGGACCUUAAUGUACACCUGCGGGAGCAUGAGGGCACGGGCACGUGGUACACCUGCAACCAGGAGGGCUGCAGCAAGAGCUACCGCCACAAGGGCACUCUGGUGAUGCACAAACGCCAGAGCCAUGGCAUCGGACCGAAGCUCAAGUUGCACGUGUGUGAGUUCUGCGGCAGGGUCUUGAACAGCCUGGCUGCCCUCAACCACCAUCGGUUCACGCACAAGGACAAGCUGGUGAAGCCGUAUGCCUGCGAGGAGCCGGGCUGCUCUGUACGCUUCCUCAGCGAGGAGAAGCUCAAGGUGCACAUGAUGCGGCACAGGGGCAUCAAGAACUUCACGUGUCCCCACUGCGGCGCCAAGAAAACAACAAAGAAUGAGCUGAAGCUGCACAUCAACUAUCACACGCUGGAGCGCACCUGGCCCUGUCCGCACUGCUCCAAGGUGUGCAACAGCUCCACCAGCAGGAAAAUGCACAUUCGCACGAACCACGAGAAGACCAAGAGCUAUGCCUGCAGCAUCUGUGACAAGAGAUUCACCAAGCCGGACACGCGGAAGUACCACGAGCUGACGCACACGGGGGAGCGGAACUACGGGUGCGCAGUGUGUGGCAAGCGGUUCGUCCAGCCUGCGGCCCUGCGCACCCAUCGAAAGAUCCAUGAGCGGGAUCAGGCAAAGGCUCCUGUUGUUAAGGUUGUGGAAUCCUAAUUGAGAGGCAGAUCCCAGGAGUUAUAGUAUUUGAAUUCUUUCAGGCCAUAGGUUAGAUCAUUGACAAACUAUACUUUUUGAUAAAUUUUUUGUUUUUUUAGCCACGUUAAAUAUUAGUUUGCGGUCUCUACUUGGAUUUAAACUGUUUUUUAUGUCUGGUGCUCGAAACGUUUGGGAAUAUAUUAGUUUUCUGGUGGAUGUAGACGUGUGUAACACCCAGAAGGAAGUGUUUCCAGCCCCAUAAAGUGUAUACAUAUAUUCUUGAUCAGCAUCAGUAGCCGAGUCGAUAUUGGCAUGUCUGUCCGUCUUGAAUGAAGCCUUGAUUUCAGAUCUUGCAUCCAGACUCCUGUGAUAUCACACUGUUACCUUACUCAUUCUCUCCCUCUCUCUCUCUAUCUCUUGCUCUCUCUUCAUCGUGCAAUGUGCGCCCCCUGUCGGAAGAGAGCGAGAUAAAAAGGUGGCUGUUGUUGUGGGAAGCGUGAGAGAGAGAGAGAGAGAGAGACAACCAUUGCAGAAUGAUAAAUUUCGAUGUGCAUUCCUAGUAGCUGAUUUAUGUAUUUUUUUUUUCCUGCGCGAAUUUUUAUAUUAACCUAAAUAGUAGUAUAUUCCUUUCCUUUCAAUGACAGAUUCAUCGAGUUGGCUUUAUAACUGUGAGACUACAUAGAAACAACGAGACUAAGAAAAUAAUUAUAUGUACUCUUUUUAAGGACUUACAAGGGUAUAUGCUGAUCAUAGCGCCGUUAUUCGAAACAAAACGCUUAAAUUCGCAAG